Choloepus didactylus (southern two-toed sloth) is the source of this 3135-nucleotide messenger RNA. RefSeq names its product flap structure-specific endonuclease 1 (gene FEN1). Gene Ontology annotation, molecular function: magnesium ion binding; manganese ion binding; DNA binding. The transcript is spliced from 2 exons. Lineage: Eukaryota; Metazoa; Chordata; Mammalia; Pilosa; Megalonychidae. Gene Ontology annotation, cellular component: nucleus. The coding region runs from base 643 to 2040 and encodes 465 amino acids. The record is from RefSeq and is a predicted model, not a curated record.
AGGAGAGAGCGGCCAAUUAGAAACGCUUCACCAGGAAGAUGACAUUUACCCAUGGCCUCGUAGGAUGAGUACGAGUUCGGCAGCGGGAACGCCUUUCCAGAUAGAGAUAACAGCCUAGGCAAAAGCUCAAAGGUUUUACAAGUGCACCCCAUGCCUCCAACCUUAUAAAUUCUGAUCUCAGAGCGAUCAGAAGCCAAGUGCGAUCAAAACCUCAGCCUAAGCAGUCCAUGGCGAGGGGCUGCCCUUGCCCGUCCCUCAGCCCGAGCCGGAGGAGGUUCAAGUCUCUUGCUCCCCGGACCUCGGAAGCCUGAGGCUUCCGCGAGAGAGGAGGAAGGGACGGGCCUCAAGGAAGUCUCCACACUUGUCAGGAUCGCCCCUCAAUCCUCUCACCAUUUCGACUCGCAAAAGGAAAGCCGCUGCUCCGCCACCGGAAGAACACGUCAGCAGGAGCAGGCGCCCUGUUCGGCCGGAAGAAGAAGCGCGCCCACGCAAGUGGCAUUAUGGGAGUUGUAGUCCAGUGGUUUGGGCUGCAAGGAAAGACGGGGGUGGUGGGGGCCUGGUGUGGGGAGUAGAGGGACGCAGUGGAGAAGGGUAGGCCGGCGGCGCUGUACGAGUUCCUUCAUUCUGGCGGGACUGUUUCCUAUGAGAGAAGUUGGCUAUGAAGGGGCCGGCACCAGGACUACAUUCCCCAAGAGGCUGUGCACGAGGGCUGGUCACGUGACGGGAGCGCGGGCUUUGGAAGGCCGCGAAGCUAGAGGCGACCCGCGGCGAAUCGAGGCGGGCGCGUGGUUUAAGAAAGUUCUGGGCAACGUCCUCGUUCGACACCGGGCCGGGUGCCAGGUGCCAGCUGCCGAGGCCUCGCGCUCCAAAUCCCAGGUGCCCCUCCUCUUUGUUGCCAUGGGAAUUCAAGGCCUGGCCAAACUGAUUGCCGACGUGGCCCCCAGUGCGAUCCGGGAGAAUGACAUCAAGAGCUACUUUGGCCGCAAGGUGGCCAUUGAUGCCUCUAUGAGCAUUUAUCAGUUCCUGAUUGCUGUGCGCCAGGGCGGGGAUGUGCUGCAGAACGAGGAGGGUGAGACCACCAGCCACUUGAUGGGCAUGUUCUACCGUACCAUCCGCAUGAUGGAGAACGGCAUCAAGCCUGUGUAUGUCUUCGAUGGCAAGCCGCCACAGCUCAAGUCGGGUGAGCUGGCGAAACGCAGUGAGCGGCGGGCUGAGGCGGAGAAACAGCUGCAGCAGGCUCAGGCAGCUGGGAUGGAGGAGGAGGUGGAAAAGUUCACCAAGCGGCUGGUGAAGGUCACCAAGCAGCACAAUGAUGAGUGCAAGCAGCUGCUGCGCCUCAUGGGCAUCCCAUACCUGGAUGCGCCCAGCGAGGCAGAGGCCAGCUGUGCUGCCCUGGUGAAGGCUGGCAAGGUCUAUGCUGCAGCCACCGAGGAUAUGGACUGCCUGACCUUCGGCAGCCCUGUGCUGAUGCGGCAUCUGACUGCCAGCGAGGCCAAAAAGCUGCCCAUCCAGGAAUUCCACCUGAGCCGGAUUCUGCAGGAGCUGGGCUUGACCCAGGAGCAGUUUGUGGAUCUGUGCAUCCUGCUGGGCAGCGACUACUGUGAGAGCAUCCGUGGAAUUGGGCCCAAGCGGGCCGUGGACCUCAUCCAGAAGCACAAGAGCAUCGAGGAGAUCGUGCGGCGGCUUGACCCCAACAAGUACCCUGUGCCAGAAAAUUGGCUCCACAAGGAGGCCCAUCAGCUCUUCCUGGAGCCCGAGGUGCUGGAUGCAGAGUCUGUGGAGCUGAAGUGGAGUGAGCCAAACGAAGAAGGUCUGGUCACCUUUAUGUGUGGUGAGAAGCAGUUCUCCGAAGAGCGAAUCCGCAAUGGGGUGAAACGGCUGAGCAAGAGCCGCCAGGGCAGCACCCAGGGCCGCCUGGAUGAUUUCUUCAAGGUGACCGGCUCGCUCUCUUCAGCCAAGCGCAAGGAGCCAGAACCCAAGGGAUCCGCAAAGAAGAAGGCAAAGACUGGGGCAGCAGGGAAGUUCAAAAAGGGGAAAUGAACGUGUGCCGCCCAAUUAUAUCUCCCUGGCCCCAGAAUUUUUGCCUUGUUGUACCCUUAAGAGCUAGAGCUAGAGAAAGCUCCAUGGGGAUGGGAAGGGGAUUCCAUUGCUUCUCUAGCCUUACCCUCCUUGGUGUGCUUUUCCCUUCUUGACUUGAUCAUAUUGCAGGAAGUCCACAGAGGUGCUUUGUUUUUUGCUUUGUUAGUUGAGGGAAGUGUCAGUCUCAAACCGUUUACUGGACACUGAGUCCAUAGUUAAAUGAAAGUGAUAACAAUGAGUUUUGGAGAAAGAAGAGGAAGAUUAACGGUGGAGACAAAAGACUUUAGGGAAAUGAUUUCGUUGAUGGUCAUCUGGUGGCUGGUGGGAGGUGACGAUGGAACCAGACUGUGCUUCUCUCCCUAGGUCAGCUUUGACCCAACCUGAAAUAACAGCCAUCGAGAAGACCGGUCUUACCAGAUUGGAAGAGCCACUGAGAAGUCAGACAAGAAUAGAGAAGGAGUCCCUGGAGUUGGCAGCAAGUUUUUGAUUACCGGCCAUGUGUCCUUGAGUCUUUAGUGGUAAUUCAGGGGAGUGAGGUGGAGAUGUUCUUCUCAUGGCCUCUGAGUUGAGACUUUGGGAAAAAAUGGUGGCUUUCAUGUGUUGUUUUUGUUUUAAAGGUAUGAGGUGGCAAAAAUUAAAAUUCUCAAAGUAACCAGAAUAUCAUGUUCUUUGAGAACAUUUGAAAACAUCCAGUGUCCUGGGCUCCAGGCAGAACACCUUCUCCUUUUGCUACUCCAGGGCAACAGCAGGGCUUGAGAGUGGCCACAAGAUGGCGCCAUGCCCUGCAGAAUGGCCGUGGCAGCUACGGUAGUACUCAAGCUAUUUGGAGGAUGCCUAAGUUAUUUUAUCUAGAUGAGAAAUGAGUUUUGAUAAAUUGAGUGGAUUGUUAGUCUUCCACCUAAUCUGUGAUAUAAAGGAGCGUAUCGGAAAAAAACUCACAAUUUAUAUCAACUGCUUCAUAGCAUCCAUUUAUCAGUUUGGUAAAUCGAGACAGCUGCCAUUCAAAAUCACUCUUGUUCCGUUUGUGACAUUAAAUUCAGGUUGGUAUGUCUCAUA